Molecule: messenger RNA, 4140 nt
Organism: Wasmannia auropunctata (little fire ant)
Lineage: Eukaryota; Metazoa; Arthropoda; Insecta; Hymenoptera; Formicidae
Exons: 5
Coding region: 312-3029 (905 amino acids)
Biological process (GO): female meiosis I; meiotic cell cycle; male meiosis I
Cellular component (GO): nucleus; cytoplasm
Source: RefSeq, a predicted model, not a curated record
CACGGAUGGCUCUGUCAGAGGUGCAUAAUCUGGCCGCGAUAAUCGGCAGCAAUGCCUUCGCCGUUGGCAAGGUGAGGGGACGUUUCUCUCUCUUUCUCUCUCUUAUCUCGACGCUCUCGCGCCUUCGACGCCGAGCCGCAAGGUCGGGGCAGCUUUCUCUCUCGCGAAUUCGAUGAAAUUAAUUGGUGGAAAUGCGUGUGUACGGUUCACUCUGUCUAGCUGCACCGCGCGUUACACUCUCUGCACCCGAAAUGACAUAAGCAUGUAUACUCGGGCGUCGCGCGGAGGGAAAAGGAUGGAAGAGGUGGUGGAUGGUGACAGAAGGAGGGGGAGGAGGAAUCGCGGCUAGAAAGAACGGAACCGUCGCGCCGUACGUCCGACAAGGAGGGCGGAAAGGUGCGAUCCGCGUUUGUUUGCGGCCACCGUUUACCGUAAAAAACCGGGGGGAGGAGAGAAAAGCAGAGAAAACGCCCAGUAACGAGACCGAGCGUGGUGCCAAUAUGCUGGAAGUACCGCGGAAGAUUUACUCUAGGGACGUGCACGGCGUGGAGUACAAUCAUUGGAGCUAUGACUUAACGGGUUGCGGCACAAAGAGAAACAUGAAUAUCGAAGACGAGGACAGUCAGGACUUGAACAAUCCCAUGGUCAACGACUUGGUGUCGAAGAUUCUCGACGAGGAUUCCAUUACCAUUGACACCUGUCACAACAGUUACGGCGGCGCGGGUGCUCACUACCAGACCACCGCGGACUACGCCAAUUCCUGCUCGAACCAAGUCGCGGACGGUUUGAACGCCUACCUGACCGACGUCGACCAUCUGGUCGCGCGUUAUCCGCUGGCCAGCAAGUUACACAACAUUUACAACAACGCCAGGAGCGAGUAUCAUCAUCAUUCCAACAAUCUCUGCAACGACCUGAAGACGCUGAAUCUCAACGCCUGCGCGCGACAGUCCGUGGAACAGGGCAAUGCGUGCGGCAGCGACAUCGCGCCGCCGGGCGCGUACCCGUCCGACCCGCGAUCGCACGUCGUGCACUCGAACGACGGCUGCAUGUACACGAGCGGGGGCGGCGGCGUCGGCGGCGGCAUGUGCAACGAUCUGCUGACGACCACGAGCGGCGGCGGGAGUUACGGUUGCAACAAGCAGUCCGGCAACUGGACGGAGCCCCUGUUGGCCCCGUCGAUGGGAUGCCGUGCCGCCGAGCUGACUACCGGCAACUACUCGCGGAUCUCGAGCUGCGCCAAGCCGGAUCUCAAUUUCAACGUCACCGCGCUGACCCUGGCGCUGGACUCGCCGAACUCCGUUCCCAUCAGCGAGCUCGAGUAUCACAACAGCAUGCGGCAGCAGAGCGCGUCGUCCAACUCGUACGGCAACGCCGGCAUGAUGGGCAUGCACGAUAUGUACGGCGUCGCCGGCGGUAAUCCCGCCGGCCAGGGCGGCCCCGGUUACAGGCCCAACUCGGCGAUGACCGAUCUCAGCGCCGACUCCGGCUUCCUGUCGAACUCGCCGCUGCAGCACUUCUCGCCGGCCGACACGGCGCUGCAUCACACCUGCGGCUUCGGGGGCGGCAUGCAGCGCAACGGCAUCGGCACCGACUUCAAAGACGUUCACGACACCGCCAGACUGAACAUGACGGGUAUCGGCAUGCCCAGCGAGCAGAUUCAAUUCCUGCAGUCGCAGGCUCGUAGCUACAAACUGGAUCAAGCUGUGGACCAAGAUUACAAAAACCUAAUCGAUUAUUAUCCCCCCGGUACAAACAACUUCGUCACGUCCUCGGCGAGCAACUUGGACACGAACGAGAACGUCUGUUUCCCCAGUGACUGUAGAAUCGAUAAUAGCCUGUUAAAGAUGAUUAACCCGAAAUCAAAGUCCAUCGAGACCAAGACGUACUCACCAAUAGGCUUUCCGAAGAACCUGAGCUCGCGCAACCUGUACCAGCCUAUCGCCAAGUACGGCUGUCACAAUUAUCAACAGUACACUGCCAACAGCGGCGACACUAUCAAGAUACUGCAGCAAAAUUCUGCAUUUUAUCACAACGACUUGAAACAGCCUAAGGUCAACGCGUACAAACUGACGGACGGAUUCGACAUGACGAAGGAGAUCGCGUUCCCGUCGGGGAGUGCCCACCUGGCCGACCGUAUCGCGGGUUCCACCCUGGACAAGGAUGCCUUCAGUCACAUUCUGAAACAACGACACCAUCUAUCGAAGAUACAGAGCAUUCCAGCCGGGAUUCCGCCUCCCGAUAUCAUCUUCAACUCGGGCAUGAUAUCGGGCGCGAAUACCGUGAGAUCGGGCGCGUUCCCGUCGGUGAUGCCGGUCCCCGUACCCGUGCCGGUUCAUCCCGUCCCACGACUGUUCUCCGCCCUCUACGGGGGAAACUUGAGCUUCAGGAACGGCAGCGGCGCGGCCAGAAAGACCGGCCCCUCGAGCAUACUGCAUUUCAAUCUGGAACAAACGUACGAGCAAUUCAAGCAGCUGGAGAAGGAGCGCAAGAAGUGCGAGGCUGGAUUGGCCGCGCAUUUCCCGGGGAAACGGGUGACCAGCGCGAAUAACAUACCUAUCCCGCGCCUUCAGGGAAAUCCGUCGAGGGUGGAUCGCUUGAUAAUCGACUACUUGAGGGAACACGCUCGUGUCAUUACAUUGAUAGCAAAGAUGGAACGUUUACGCGGGACCACGAUGAAUCAACGCGUGCAUAAAGCCAUGGAAUAUUGGCUGGAAGCUAUCAAAUAUGUUCAGGAGUGUCGCAAGCAAGAGAUCGCGAAUGCUAUCAAACGUCAGAAGGAGAAUCCACACUGCAUUUUAGCAUAUGACGACAAUGAUAUCCUGACUUUGGCUGGAAGCGUCCACGAAUUGACGAAGGCGUCGCGGUACGCGCGGACCGGUAUGUAUAACGCGCUUCAGGCCACAUUACUUUAUAACUUGGACAUAGAGAAGAAAGUCAUCGAGAGUUCUCGGGAUCCGGUCUUAGAGGCAAAAGUCCACGGCGAGAGCCAAACGAAAGACGGAACCAACGAUUACGCAAGCAAUACCUAGCAAACUUGCGCUGAAUCCACUUGGUAUCGCUCAUCUUAAAAAAAAAAGUACUAUAAAUAACGAGAGAGUCCAGCAGCUUUUUACUUACGUACUACGUAUUACGUUUUUGAAAAGCUUUUGCUGGUGUUUACGAUUAAUUUUACUGUUGUAACAAAAUGCCGCCCAUUAUAAAUUCAAAACUCUUUCACUCGCGAGUCACACACGAGGUAAAAAUACACAAACACACACACACACACACACACAUACAGAGAGACACGGACACACACGAAUGAACUUAAGUGCGUAAAAAACGGACACAUUUGGAAACGCGUGCGACUUUUUACAGGUUAUUAAUAACUCCAUAGUUUUCUACCGUACGUAUUUUAAUGCUUAAACGACAGUGUGUAAUCGACUUAGCUUUUCGAUGAACACCGAUUUAGAUACGAGAGAGUUUUUCGCUGAACUGCCUAUCCUUUAUCGGUUUAUCUCUGUCGCGUGUCAAACAGAACAAAACAAAAAAAAAGAAAAGUAUGCAUAUAUCGCUUUUUCCUCGACGCCAAAUGGAAAUAAACCGAGAGCAGUGUCGAUCGUGUUUGAACCGGUGAGCAGCCGCGCUAGCUUUGAAGAAAAAAAAAAGAAAAAAAAAUCGUUGACGACUCGUAACUCGCAACACAAGAACGAGAUUGCUCAGAUGUACUACAUCCUUUUAGAGAUACGAAUAGAGAGAGGUCGUUCUUUGUACAAUUAUAACUCCGUUUAUAUAUACGUAUCCUUAAACAUGGGAUAUUAGAUAGGCAGAGAACGCCGAUGUACUCGUUCAAAAAAAUGUUCGGCAGUAACUCGUUAGAUUAGCUCAAUGUGGCCUUCCUUGAAUGUGUGACCCGUAAUGUGGUAGUAGAUGUUCCAGGAUUUGAAUAUUUCGGCGAAGUGUAAGUGUGCGAUGAUUUAAAAUCGCAUGCGACACGAGCUUGUGUAUACACAUAUACAUACACAUAUGUAGCUUUUAUACGUACCGCAUACGUACAGGAGCUUCGAUAUGUACAUAUAUAUGUGUAUAUUAAAAAUGUUGUUUACUAAUUAGUACUAAUGUCAGACUUUUCACUACUGAUAUCGCUCCGGAUUCUCACUUUAC